Messenger RNA from Platichthys flesus (European flounder), 3881 nucleotides. It is a transcript of the gene prickle3, whose product is annotated as prickle homolog 3. The record is from RefSeq and is a predicted model, not a curated record. Gene Ontology annotation, molecular function: zinc ion binding. NCBI's taxonomy places the organism in Eukaryota, Metazoa, Chordata, Actinopteri, Pleuronectiformes, Pleuronectidae. The transcript has 11 exons. Bases 183 to 2615 code for a protein of 810 amino acids.
CGGAGUGUGGUUGUGUGUGUGUGUCUGUGUGCGAGUUGGAAUGAGGAGCUCAGUGAAGUCAGAGCGCGACAUCAUGUAGACGGACACACACCGUGUUGUGUUACAUACCCUCACAUGUGUGUUUGUCAUCUGGUUGUUAUCCUUCACUCCGGGAAACUGGUUGUUCCUUCGUCGUCGCCAUCAUGUUCCUGCGCGGCUCCAAGAAGCGACGCUCCAGCCGCUCGCAGGAGGAAGAGGACCCGGACAGAGGUCAGCCCUGUAUGCGCUGUGGAGACCAGUGCCCCGGCUUCCGUGUCCAUGGCUGGAGGAAAAUCUGCGUGCACUGCAAGUGUGUGCGAGAGGAGCAUGCCGUGCGCUCCAUGCCGGGCCAGCUGGAGAAGAUGAUGACCAAGCUGGUAUCGGACUUCCAGAGACACUCCAUCUCUGAUGACGACUCGGGCUGCGCCUCCGAGGAGUAUUCAUGGGUCCCACCAGGGCUCAAGCCCGAACAGGUUUACCAGUACUUCAGCUGCUUGCCAGAGGACAGGGUGCCUUAUGUGAACAGUCCGGGGGAGAGAUACCGGAUCAAGCAACUGCUGCACCAGCUGCCGGCUCAUGACAGUGAGCCGCAGUACUGUAACACUCUGGAGGAGGAGGAGAAGAAGGAGCUGCGUCUGUUCAGCCAACAGAGGAAAAGAGAAAACCUGGGCCGAGGCGUCGUCAGACUCUUCCCAGUAACUAUGAUGGGAGCCAAAUGUCAACAGUGUGGCAGGCAGAUCUGCGGUGGAGACAUAGCGGUGUUUGCCAAUCGGGCCGGACACGGCGGCUGCUGGCACCCUCAGUGUUUCCAGUGUUCCUCGUGCACCGAGCUGCUGGUGGAUCUGAUCUACUUCUACCAGGAAGGACAGAUCUACUGCGGCCGGCACCACGCCGAGAGGCUGAAGCCCCGCUGCCAGGCCUGUGACGAGGUUAUCCUCGCGGAUGAAUGCACAGAGGCAGAAGGACGAUAUUGGCACAUGAAGCACUUCUGUUGCUUCGAGUGCGAGGCGGCGCUCGGUGGCCAGCGUUACAUCAUGAAGGAGAGUCGACCGUACUGCUGCUCCUGCUACCAGGCCAUGUACGCGGAGUACUGUGAUACCUGCGGAGAGCACAUAGGUAUCGACCAGGGUCAGAUGACGUACGAGGGUCAGCACUGGCACGCUGUGGAGUCGUGUUUCUGCUGCGCCCGCUGCCGGCUGCCUCUCCUGGGACGGCCCUUCCUCCCCCGAGCGGGGCUCAUCUUCUGCUCCAGGCCCUGCUCGCUGGGCGAAGACCCCGAUAACUCCGACUCCUGCGACUCAGCGCUGCAGAGCAGAACCCCUCAGCACGGCCGGCACAGCGGGACGCCAGAGAAACACAAGCGGCAGCAAUGUGGUUCCCCACUGAAGCCACCAGAGGGCGUCACUAUAACCGCAAAGGACUGCAUUCACACUGCAGUGGAAGACAGGGGCGUCCACUCUGCUCCAGUUCCAAACGGACUUCCUGCUCCCGGUGGUCAGCCUCAUCCCAGAGGCUCCUAUUCUCCUCUUCCCCACAUUCAUCUAGGAAAUGGUCUGGGUCCAUCUUGGCCCAGCGACCUCCCUCACUACAGUUUACUGCCGGACAACUGUGGUGUCAGACCUCCAGUCAGCGUUCUGCAGCAGAAUGAAAACACUGGACUAACUGGUCUGAACUCUAGAGGAACCUCCACCGCUAAAGACUGUAGAAACUGGGUGGAGAGGACCAAUCAAGUGAUGCAAGCGUUUCCCCCCCACAAAAACCCCCUCGUGAACCCCCUGGUUCCGCCCGAUUCGUCUCCCCUCGCUCUCAGCAACUCGUCCGUCCUCCCUCCUCCUCUUCCCGUCAAGACUCGUGACCUGAUCCCCAGCGAGUCGCACCCGCCCGACCUCCGGCUUCUAGAGGACGGACCCGCGGAUCCUGCCCCCCCGCUGGCUCGCAGCGGCACAGCUAGAGUCAGCUUCAGAGAACCAAUCAGCAGCAGCUACUCUGUGGACGCGGAGGAGGAGGACGAGGAGGAGAAUGAGGAGGAGCUGCGGGAGGGCGAGGACGUCCAGCAGGUGGAGGAGGAGGUGGAGGGAGGUUUUGGAAGCAGGUUGAAUCUGCAGAAAGGUGUCCCGCCGCAGAUGGACCUACUGGACGGAUCCUCGUACCAACAGCGGAAUCUGAGGCGAGGCUGGAAUCGCUGCCGUGUCCCGUCGGACCCGAGUCUCCACCCGGGCUCAGAGAGGCGAACCCGACACUCGCGGACCGAGCGGCCUCAGCUGGACGAGCUGGACUGGAGAGGCGAGAAAGACACGGACAGCCGGGGCUGCUCCAAAGUUUCCUCUCUGAGCCUCCAGCCGGGCCAAUACAAGCACGAGGACUCCUGCUCCACGUGUUCCUCGUCCUCGGACUCGGAGGAGGAAGGCUUCUUCCUCGGACAGCCGAUCCCUCUGCCCCCGCAGCUCAGGAAACAGCAGCCCGACGAGGGCGAGGACCCGGAGGGGGGGCAGGAGAGGGAGGUGCAGAGAGACUCGGGGCUGAGGGGAAGCUUCAGGCGGAGACGAGCUCACAGUCUCAGUGCAAAGGACAAAGAUAAAAACUGUGCUAUUUCUUAACCACAGAGAGCAACACCGACACACAGCCUCUUAUUUGCUGACUGGUGCUGCUCAAGAGGAACUCACCGCCUUUCAUUAUUCUGGUAUACAAGUUGUGUGAUGGUGUUGAAUACAAAACUCUACAGACUGUUCCCACAGGUGAACCACGGCCACUGAUUCUCCUGAGAAGAAGGUAGAAAAGUGAGCUACAUCCACAUUAACAUGUUUUCAUUUAAAAACACAUCAGUGCUGCUUCGUUUACACCUGAAGUCCACACUACUCCACUUGUCGAGCGUCUGGGAACUUAACUUCGGAAACACUGCUGGGCCCAUUUUGGUUAGAAAAAGUCCAAGCUGCCUUUUAGUGUGAAAGUUUGGAGAAAAUGACAGUGAAACGCACAAAACACCGUCUAACACUAAAGAUGAAGAACAAAAAUAACUGGUCAGACAGCGAGGUGAGAGGCCAAAUUCUCCACUGGCAAUGUGAGAGGAGUCGAGCACCUUCAUUUAUCGAGUUUACCCGAGUGUAUGUGAAUGGUCAUGUGAUGUGUGUUCUUAUGGAUGUAGAUUACGUCUGAUUUAAAUAUAAAACACUUGUUUGGAUGGAGAUGGUUUAUCCAUUAUUUUUAAAAUGUCUUUUAAAAACUUAAAUGAUCUCCGCCAGUGUUUUAAAUCUGUAUCAAAGGCCGUAAAACACAAUUUAAAAAUGAAAACGUAUUCGUAGGGCUGCAGCCUAAACCUCAGAAAGUCCGACCCUGACUUCUCACUGUUCAAUGGCACAUGGUUUAUGAAUCACGUUAGCGCUGAUGGAAGAUAAAUGAUCAUUGAUAAUGAUUUUAAUAAAAAACACUCAGACCGGUCACAGUUAAAUCUCACUGCUCGUUAUCGUCGCCAUCAUUUAAGAAUGCAAACCUCAAGAAGAACCAGGAACUGACGGCACAUUCCAACACUAUUACAAAUACAGAAUAUGUUAUUAUAACUCUGCUGUUUCCAUUCUCUGUGCUCUUAUGUGCAAUUGUAUAUGAGUGUAAUAUAUAACAGUUAAGUAAAAUAAAUGGCCAAAUAGUAUGUGGAGGAAGAUUACUUCAGCAAACUGUGGUAGUUUUAUACGAUCUAAACAGUGAAGCACAUUUAUCACGUCUCUAAUCAUGUACGGCUGGAAGGUCAUUUAUUUUUCUAUAGAGGAACUUGGUGUAGGUCACUGAUCCGUCUUGUUUUAUAACAGACGACGAUUGAAUGUGAGAAAAACUUGUGGCGACAUUAAAUGUGUCUAAAUUGUUGGUGUAAA